AUGGGUGAAGAUCCGUAUGGGUGGAUUUUUAGAAUUGAGAGGUACUUCAGCCUAAAUGGAAUUCCAGAUGAAGGGAAACUCACAGCUGUAGCAGUAUGUAUGGAAGGGGAAGCCAUUAACUGGUAUCAAUGGAUGGAGGUUAGAGCACCGGUUAACUCGUGGCCAUCGUUCAAACUCGCCUUAAUUCAGAGAUUCAGUGGAUCCCAAGAGAGUAACCCUUACGAGACUCUCAUGGCCAUGAAACAAACCAGUAUAGUGGCAGAAUUUAGACGCAGGUUUGAGGCGGUAGCUGCUUUGUUGGUGGAAGAGAAGGAAGAAAUCUUGAGUGCUGCGUUUUUGAAUGGACUAAGGGCAGAGAUUCGGGCCGAAUUAAGAUUGAUCCAGCCCAACACACUUAUUCAAACCAUAGAGAGAGCCCAUAGAGUGGAGGAACGCAACUGGGCUUUAGAAGAGGCAAAAAAUGGCCCAACAAGAACCAAUAGGUGGAAUGGGCCUGGUCUUCAUGUUGGGUCAAAUAAUUUUGGAUCCAGAAAUUUUAACCCGAUUACAACCCGACCCGAUUCACUCAAAUCCCCAAACGCAAAUGAAUCCCUAAGAUCAAAUGCAUUUUCAAAUUCCUUCUCCAACGUGGGACGACGAAACGCAGAGAGUAAUACCCGAAAAAGGGAAAAGGGCUUGUGCUUCAAGUGUGAUGGGAAGUAUUUCUUUGGUCAUAAGUGUGGUGAGAAGCAAUUUCAAGUAAUUCUAGUUGACGAAGAAGAAGAAGAUCCGGAUCCGGAUCCGGGUGACGUAGAAGUCAGUGAAGCAACGAUGGAAGAACAAGGCCAAGGUAAUGUUGAACUUUCUUUGAGUUCGGUUGUGGGAAUCAAUGGCCCAAAAACGAUGAAGUUGAAGGGAAGUAUUAUGGGUCAGGAGGUGAUUAUCUUGAUUGACAGUGGGGCUUCCCACAAUUUCAUUAGUAAGGAGAUUGUAGAAAAGUUGGGCAUUACUGUGACACAAACACAGUCGUUUGGGGUACGUGUUGGAGAUGGGUAUAAGUGCAGAUGUUGUCCUAGGGCUUGGUUAGAAACGUUGGGCGAAACUACAAUGGAUUGGAGAAAGCAGGUAAUGAAAUUUCAGCUGGAUAAAGAAAUGAUGACUCUUAUAGGUGAUCCGGCACUUAGUAAAACAAUGGUCUCCUUGAAAGCAAUGAUUAGAACAUUGAAGAGUGAAGGAACUGGCUAUCUGGUCGAAUUUGGGCAAUUACAAAAACAAUCGGAUGAAGAAGCUAGUGUCAGUAGUAGCCUGUUGUUAGUGUUAGCACAAUUCCAGUCUGUCUUUGAGCCAUUACCUGGAUUACCACCGUGUAGACCUCAGGAUCAUGCCAUUCGAUUAAAUCCUGAUGCCCAAACCCCAAACCUUUGCCCUUAUAGAUAUCCCUAUUACCAGAAAAAUGAGAUUGAGAAAAUCAUUAGUGAGAUGUUAGCUUCGGGGAUCAUUAAGCCGAGUAUCAGCCAUUUUUCCAGUCUGGUUCUACUGGUUAAGAAGAAAGAUGGUGGGUGGCGGUUUUGCGUUGAUUACAGGGCACUCAACAAAGUAACAAUUCCAGACAGGUUUCCCAUCCUCGCCAUUGACGAGUUAUUCGACGAACUUGGAGGUGCCAAGGUAUUCUCCAAGCUAGAUUUAAAGUCCGGGUACCACCAAAUCAGAGUGCGACCAGAGGAUACCCACAAGACGGCUUUCCGAACUCACGAAGGGCACUACGAAUUCCUCGUUAUACCAUUCGGAUUGACCAAUGCCCCAUCCACAUUCCAAGCAUUGAUGAACAAGGUUUUUCGACCUUACCUUCGGAAGUUUAUCCUGGAAAGAAGGCCUCUUGCUUUUCUCAGUAAAGGCCUAUCAGCAAAUUCAAAACUCAAGUCAGUUUAUGAAAGAGAAAUGAUGGCUAUCGUGAUGGCGCAGAAAUGGGUGUCAAAAUUACUUGGGUUGCAAUUUGAAAUACAAUACCGCCUAGGGCCAGAGAACAAGGCUGCGGAUGCAUUAUCCCGACGCCCCGAGAAUGUGGAGAAUAACGCAAUUUCAAUGGGCUAUUUCGGCGGGUUCGAAAAACUGGAAGAGGCCAUCCAACAAGAUGAUAAGUUGCGGCAGCUCAUUCAGCAGCUCAUGGUUAACCCUUAUGGCCACCCUCAUUUCAAACUCAUGGGCAGACACCUUAUGUACCAAAACAGGUUGGUUGUUCCGAAACAAGGCCCUCAUAUUCAAAAACUUUUGCAUGAAUUUCACUCCUCCCCGAUUGGAGGCCACUCUGGAUUUUACAGAACAUACAAGCGCCUGAUGAAUGUGUUUUAUUGGGAUGGAAUGAAGCGGGACAUCCAAAAUUAUGUGACCUCUUGUAGUGUGUGUCAACAAAACAAAUAUAAAGCAUUGCGGCCUGCUGGUCUAUUGCAGCCCCUUCCUAUUCCAAUUCAGGUUUGGGAAGAUAUUUCCAUGGAUUUUAUAGUGGGGCUUCCGAAGGCACACAAUGUGGAUACUAUCUUGGUGGUCGUUGACAGACUCAUUAAAUAUAACCAUUUUCUCACACUCAAACACCCUUAUACAGCCAAGGAGGUAGCAGCUGCAUUCAUCAAAGAUGUAGUACGACUCCACGGCUUUCCAAGGACGAUUGUUUCGGAUCGCGAUCGAGUGUUCAUGAGCCAUUUUUGGGGAGAACUGUUUAAGCAGGCUGGAACUAAGCUUCAUAUGAGCUCGGCCUAUCACCCGCAGACAGAUGGUCAAACGGAGGAAAUCAGCCUCGGCAGUGGCCUCACUGGAUUCCGUGGGCUGAAUUCUAGUUUAAUACUACUUACAGCAGUUCCACGGAUUCAGAAUCGCAACGGUAUUCUCCUGGAGCUUAAGGAGAAUUUGCAUAAGGCUCAAAACCGCAUGAAAAGUUCGGUCGAUGCGAAGAGACGGGAUGUUCAGUUUGAAGUAGACGAAUCUGCAUACCUUACGCUACAGCCUUACCGUCUGAAAUCACUCACUGCCCGCUGCAAUGAAAAGCUAAGUCCCCAGUUUUAUGGGCCGUUCUGCAUCCUAGAGAAAAUCGGAUCAGUCGCCUACAGGUUAGAACUCCCAGCUAGUGCUCAUAUCCACAAUGUAUUUCAUGUGUCCCAACUCAAGAAAGCCAAUUUUCCUCCGCCAAACAUUCAGCCUCUUCCCGAUUCCUUAAAUGAGGAUCUAGUUUUAGUUGUCGAACCAGAAGACGUGCUGAAAAUGCGCAAGCUAAUCAAUGGUCAAAGGGAAGUUCUAAUUAAGUGGAAAGGGUUACCCCACCAUGAGAAUACUUGGGAAGAGUAUGACGGCCUGAAUUCCCAAUUCCCUUCCUUCCACCUUGAGGACAAGGUGGCUCUUCUUCGGGAAGGUAUUGAUACAACACGUGAAGUGAGGGUUUAUAAUAAGAGGCGUCGGAAGAAGCACCAGGGAAUCAAUUGUGAUAAAGGGAGCAGCUAA
This is a messenger RNA of Pistacia vera, 3468 nucleotides long. RefSeq lists its product as uncharacterized. Gene Ontology annotation, molecular function: nucleic acid binding; aspartic-type endopeptidase activity. The coding region runs from base 1 to 3468 and encodes 1155 amino acids. The record is from RefSeq and is a predicted model, not a curated record. NCBI's taxonomy places the organism in Eukaryota, Viridiplantae, Streptophyta, Magnoliopsida, Sapindales, Anacardiaceae. Gene Ontology annotation, biological process: DNA integration; proteolysis. The transcript has 7 exons.